This is a messenger RNA of Dendroctonus ponderosae (mountain pine beetle), 2333 nucleotides long. RefSeq names its product BUB3-interacting and GLEBS motif-containing protein ZNF207 (gene BuGZ). The transcript is spliced from 8 exons. Bases 150 to 1361 code for a protein of 403 amino acids. Gene Ontology annotation, cellular component: nucleus. The record is from RefSeq and is a predicted model, not a curated record. Gene Ontology annotation, molecular function: DNA binding. Lineage: Eukaryota; Metazoa; Arthropoda; Insecta; Coleoptera; Curculionidae.
GUGCUGCGCAUUUGCCACACUGCCAAUACCGCCAUUUUGUAAAGGAAGCAUUGAAAAGUUGUGUUUGUUCUAAAUUUAUAGUGUUUUUGUUAGAUAGGAUACAACUUGCUGUGAUUUUUACCGAUAUCUAGCCGUACUCUAUAUAAAUAAUGGGUCGCAAAAAGAAGAAGCAAUCGAAGCCAUGGUGUUGGUACUGCAAUAGGGAAUUUGACGAUGAAAAAAUUCUUAUCCAGCACCAAAAAGCCAAACAUUUCAAAUGCCAUAUCUGCCAUAAGAAACUGUACACAGGCCCUGGAUUAUCGAUACAUUGUAUGCAAGUCCACAAGGAAACCAUAGACAAAGUCCCCAAUUCAUUACCAAAUCGUUCUAACGUAGAUAUAGAGAUAUACGGAAUGGAGGGAAUACCUGCAGCCGACCUCAAAGAACAUGAACGACAAAAACAGAAUAGUAGAGGGGCCGAGUCCUCAGAUGAAGACGAGCCUGCCAAUAAGCGACCAAAGCCAGAAGGUUUGUUAGGAAAUGCCCCUCCUGGAAUGCAAGUUUUGCCCCCAGGAAUGAUCCAUGGAAUGGUUCAUCCCCCACCUGGCAUGCCUCCAGGUAUGCAAAUGAUGUCCAUGGGACAUAUGGCCGGGCACCCAUUCAUGCAUCCUAGUAUGACCCAACACAUGAUGGCUCAGCACAUGAUGAUGCAAGGACAACCUGGUCCUCCUAAACCUCUAUUCCCAAGUGCAGUUCCGUCUUCGUCUCCAGGAGCCGCAGUUGUGGGUGCCGAUUUUAAACCAAUUUCAUCAGGUGCCACAAUUAGUGCUCCUCCCACUACGAAUACACCUAGUGGCAGUGGCCAGGGUGCGAAAGUAAAUACUAUAGCAGCUACAGGGGCGUCGAGUAAAAUCAUUCAUCCUUUAGAAGAUAUUUCGUUAGAAGAAAUUCGAGCGAGGGAUCCUAAGUAUUGUAAAAAUGAUUGGCAGAAAAAUGACGACAGAGGCUCGAGUACAAGUACGGCAGGAUCUGAGUUAUCUAUAGCUGUAUCUGCGGCUCAAGCAGUAGCAGCAAAUCAUGCUGUUAUUCAAGCGAAAGCGCAUGAAGCUCAACAGCAACACAUGGCAAUGAUGGGUAGAAUGGCAGCGGCGGCGGCAGGAUAUCCCGUAAGGGUAUCUGGACCACCUCUGGCUGUAGUUGCAGGCUCGCCAGUAAUGGCUGGUCCUACCAUGGGUGUGCUUCGCGGGCCACUAAUAGGGGGGCCGCUAAUGCGGCCGCCGCAUCUCGGUAUGCCCCCAGGUAUGAUUCAAAUGCCACCCGGAAUGAUGUAUGGUGCGCCCAUGUUUCCUGGUCAUAUGAUUAUGCAGCCCCGUUUCAGAUGAUCUUCAAUGAUGAUUCUCUACCAUCCGCAAGUUUAAAAUUUAAUGGCACUAUUUAAUAGAACCUAUACUUAAGAACAUUUCUAACAUUUUUCAAAUAAUUCUGUUUGGGAUGCCGAUUUAAUUAAUUAAAUUUAUAAUUAAUAAAAUUCAAUUUAAUGAGUUCUCGUAUUUCUAAGCAUAAUUUAGUUUUCGUGUUGUCUGCAGAAAAUAUAAUAUUGGUUCGAUUCAAGGAAGGAAAUAUGUCCGAAUCCAGGCGAGUUUUAUUUGGUUAUUCAAAUAUGUGUUCAAUUCGAAAAUAUUCUGAAUACCCGUUCUAGACACGUAUGUUUAAAUUAUACAAUGCAAUGAUUCUCCAAUAAUUCCAUCUUAUAAAUUAGCUGUAAAAGCAACUGCAGUUUUGAUAAUUAGUACUUAGAAUAUGAGAACUCAUUAUUUGUGACGAUUUUACGUGCACUCAGCACAAAGUGUUUGUAAUAGCUUGUGUGUUCUAUCAGACUGUUGGUGUGCCUUUAAGACAUUAGUUGCUUAUUUUAAAUAACUAAGGUACCUACUUGCUUUAUGUAUGUACCAAAACAAUAAUUCGAUUAACGAAGGCACAGCAAUAGUGCGCUUUUACAAAUACAAGAUACUAAAUUGUAAGCAGAUAAUUCCUGAUAUAUUCCCAUAUUAAUUGACUUAUUUUUGUUUUCGACAGGUUUGCAAAAUGUCAAACCAAAAGCGACACUUGGUAUGUAACUUUUUAUUUUUUUUUCUCCAACGUGAUACAACAUACACUUAAAAGGUUGGUUUACAUUUUAUUAUUUUUAGGCUAAGACUUUAAAUUGAAUUGCAGUAACUAGAUAGCACGAUUUAGUAACAAAACUCAAUUUCUACCCAACUUGUUUGACUAAUUAUAAUUAAUCUAUUUGAAAUCUAUCUAACUUUAUUGUUUUGUUUCUGAGAAUGGCAACACGUCUCUUUUGGGCUGGAAAC